AUGCUCGAUAGACGGUCGCUCCCACCCCCGCGGCCUCGCCCCCUCGUCUUCCCUCCGCUGACGCGCGAUCCCACCCCCUAUCGACCCGUCGCCGCCGCAGUGGGGCGCAAGAAGAUCCGAAUCGAGCGCAUCGCGGACGAGAGGAACCGCCAGGUCACGUUCACGAAGCGAAAGAACGGCCUCAUGAAGAAGGCGAUGGAACUGAGCGUCUUGUGCGACUGCCAGAUCGCGCUCGUGAUUUUCAACAGCAACAACAAGCUGUUCCAGUACAGCAGCGGGGAUAUCAACCACGUCCUGACGCGGUUCAAGAACGACACCGUGGGGCCGCACGAGCGACGCAACAACAAAGACGUGCGUGAGCGCGCGAACGCCCGCGCGGGCGUUGACUUUUCGUCGUCGUUUUCUUUCGGUCCUUUUUCCGUCUUCACCGACGCGUUCUCUUCCCCUCUCGCGGUCGGAUUGCCCUCCCUCGCGACGCGUACACCCUCUAUAACGCAUCACAUCUAA
Molecule: messenger RNA, 507 nt
Organism: Micromonas pusilla CCMP1545
Lineage: Eukaryota; Viridiplantae; Chlorophyta; Mamiellophyceae; Mamiellales; Mamiellaceae
Exons: 2
Coding region: 1-507 (168 amino acids)
Biological process (GO): positive regulation of transcription by RNA polymerase II
Molecular function (GO): protein dimerization activity; DNA-binding transcription factor activity, RNA polymerase II-specific; RNA polymerase II cis-regulatory region sequence-specific DNA binding
Source: RefSeq, a predicted model, not a curated record